Struthio camelus australis is the source of this 2514-nucleotide messenger RNA. The record is from RefSeq and is a predicted model, not a curated record. NCBI's taxonomy places the organism in Eukaryota, Metazoa, Chordata, Aves, Struthioniformes, Struthionidae.
UGUAAAUCGUGCUGCAUGGGUUGCCCUCGGACUAAGUGCCGAAUUUGGUGUCCCAACUUUUCUCGGAGGCACGAACUGAAUUUAUGUUAUUCCUUUGGUCCAGGUGGAGAUCUUGCAACCCAAAGAAGAUGUCAAGACGCAGUAGCCGUUUGCAAGCCAAGCAGCAGCAGCCGCUGUCAUGUCAGGAAGAGUCUCCAGAAGAACUGCAGGCACCAGAACACCUCCAGACCAGAAAAAGGAGGACAGCAGAGCAGGAGAUAAAGAAAAGAGAAGAUGGAAAAAUUGCUAAAAAACAUCAAUAUGAGAUUAAGAGCUGUUGGCCGCCCACGAUAACAGGAGGCGUCUCGCCUUGCAUAAUUAUUGAAACACCUCAUAAGGAAUCUGUAACCACUGACUUCUCCAGAUUCAAAAAAUACAGGUUCAGAAACCUCUUCAUAAAUCCAUCACCUUUGCCUGAACUCAACUGGGGAAAUUCCAAAGAUGUCUGGCUCAACAUCCUGAAAAAGGAGAACAGAUACGCUCAUUGCAAGCAUUUCACAUCGCUGCAUUCUAGCUUGCAACCGCACAUGAGAUCAAUACUGCUAGACUGGCUCCUAGAGGUAUGUGAGGUGUAUGCACUCCACAGGGAAACCUUCUACCUAGCUCAAGACUUUUUUGAUAGAUUCAUGUUGACACAAAAGAACAUUAACAAGAGCAUGCUUCAGCUCAUAGGAAUUACCUCAUUGUUCAUUGCCUCCAAACUUGAGGAAAUCUACGCUCCUAAAAUUCAAGAAUUUGCUUAUGUCACUGAUGGUGCUUGCAGUGAAGAUGAUAUAAUAAGAAUGGAACUUAUUAUGUUAAAGGCUUUAAAAUGGGAACUGUGUCCAGUGACAAUAAUCUCUUGGCUGAACCUUUAUCUUCAAGUGGAUGCUCUGAAGGAUGUUCCAAAAGUGCUGCUACCUCAGUAUUCUCAGGAAAAAUUCAUUCAGAUAGCACAGCUCUUAGACCUGUGUAUUCUGGAUGUGAAUUCUUUGGACUUCCAGUAUAGAACACUAGCUGCUGCUGCACUCUGCCACUAUACCUCAACCGAAGUAGUUAAGAAAGCUUCAGGCUUAGAUUGGGACAGCAUUUCAGAAUGCGUAGAAUGGAUGGUUCCUUUUGCAAGCGUCACAAGAAAAGUCCCUGUGAAACUGAAGAAUUUUAAGAAGGUUGCAGUAGAAGAUCGGCAUAAUAUCCAAACACACACAAGUUACUUGGACAUGCUGGAAGAAGUUAAUAGUGGAGUAGCAUCUACAGCCCCAGGUCAGUUAUCUCCAGUGUCUACAGCAGGAAUAAUAACACCUCCCCACAGUACAGAGAAGAAAUGAAAACUGAGCAAAUACCAUUGUGAACAGUUCCAGAAGCAGGACUUGGUGCUUCAGAGCAAGACUGUACUGAAGCUGACUCCCUCUAAUGCUCUGUACUGCUAUUCAAGACUGGGGCAGUAAAAGACAUGUUAUACUGAGCAGUGGAUGGAAAUUAAAGACCUCCUCCUACAGACUUGACAAAAGAAUUUUAAGGCCAAUUGUCCUUUUCUGUGUUAAUGCAGGAAGCUGGACUAUUCCAGUCCAUUCUCAAACAGGACUAGUUCAACUCCGAACAUUCCUAAUUUAAAUUAUGAAUUAUGGAUUUCAAGAACUUGUUUUGAAAUGGCUGAGUGGCAAAGCUUGUCCACUCAACUCACAUAUCACACUUGCUUUAAUUUGGGAUAGCCAGACAGAGAGUGAGAACUUGAUGACAGUUUGUACAUAUUACCUAUUCUUGACUCUUUUCUUUUCUUGGUAUGGUCAGAGCUUGAUUUCUAAACUUAGUCACCCUAUGAGCUCAGGUGGAAGAUUACAGAGGUCAGUGGUUAAGCAGUUUACUCUUCUAAAACCACUCUGCCACUGCAUUAACAUGGAGCCAGUCCUGGAUCAAAUUCUAGCUCUGCAUGGGGCUGAUGAAUUUAAGAUGGCUCUAGGGCUGUUGUAAACAUAUUCUUAAAGUGUAUCACUGACCUCAGGUAAUAAGAGUACAACUAAAGAACGUGCUGCUGAAGUAACCUUAACUGGAAGAAGUACAGUCCUUGAAGGAGUUAUUUGACAAGAUCCAUCCAACCCUCAACUUUCAAAAGACAGAAACAGCUAGAACUGGAGAGGGUAUGGGGAAGAAAAAAAAAAAUCUGAAUUGCAGGUACUCUACAACCACUCAAGUAGUAUGAACAGUAUUUUUAAAAGCAACUGUGGAGCUUUAUUUUUAUCAGUGUUUAUAAGCAGCAUUAACUACUGUGUUUUCCUCAGAACACUCACUACCUCUGCCUAUGAGGUGCUUAACUUCUGCUGAAGGGAUAGUACUGAGAAAGAGCGAUGUCAUUCCUUCUCCCUUUUUCAAGACGCUCCUACUUGUGCCUCCCUUCUAGCAGUAACAAUUUUGUAUGAGGUGGAGCAGUUCAUGAAACUGUACUUGAGCUUCAAAUGACACCAGUGUCCUUUUUUUUUAUGUUGUCUUAAAUUUGAG